AUGAGUGGUGAAGAUAUAGUUCGCGAACAAUUUUCCGCCUUACAAAAACAACAAAAAGAACGAUUGAAUCAAUUAAAAGAAAAAUCGAUUAAGAAAAAACCAUCUACAGUUGAUGCUAGUGUUUCAAUGAAUUUUGAAGUGGACUCUGGUCCAUUUCCAAUUGAAGAGAAUAAUAAUCUCAUCGCGUCGGUUAUUGCUAGUCAACAAGAAAGUUUAAAUGAACAAAUUCGAGAACUGCGUGAUGAAAAUGGUCGUCUUCGAAAAUUGUUAGCUGAAAAAGAUUAUGAAGUCGGUUAUUUACGUCGUAUUCAAGAAGAAGAACGCCAAGCAUUUAUAGGCACGAAUACAGUGGGUGGUGAUGCAAUAGCAACGAAAGUUGUUGAAUUAUCGAAGAAAAAUCGUGAAUUAUCUUCUGAGUUAGAAAGUGAACGAGCAAAGUUAAAAAAGUUAUCCAUCAAAUGUAAAGAACUCGAAUCAACAAAUAACAAAACACAAGGUGAUAUACAACGAACUUCAGUCGUUGUUGAUGAAAAUAAAGCAGAAAAAGAACUGAAAGAAUUGCGUGAUAAAGUUAAAGACUUACAAGCACGCCACACAGAAGCCAAGUCUCAACUCGAUAUUACAAAACAAGAAUUGAAAAAAACACAGAAGGCUUUGGAAAAAGAAGUUGGUGAUAGUGUAAAUAUUCAAGCUAUAUUAAAUGGUACAGUUAAUUGGCGUGGUCGUCAACAGCAAAUCCUUGCUUUACAAGAUAAAGUUAAUGAAUUAAAAGCACGAGCAAACAUGAUGUCUACGAAUGGUUUCAAUGAGGAUUGGGAUGGCAAUUCUUUAGGUUCCAAAUAUGAUGACACGAUGUCUGUUGCUCAACAACGUCAUCGCGAUGAUAUACGUCGUAUUGAACGCGAUCGGAAAGAUUUAUUUGAGCAACAAAAACAAGAAAUGCAAUCGAUACGCAAUGAGCAACAAGCAUUGAAAGAUAAAUUAGAACAAUCGAAAACUCGUAAUACGAUUCUAUCGAAUGAAGUUAAAACAUUACGUGAACAACUGAGAGCAUCAUUAGAUAAAAGCAAACACGACGAUGAACUUGUUGCAGUUCUGCUUAAACAACAACAACAAAUGAAAGUAUCAAAUGAACAAUUACAAAAAGAUUUAGAUAUGAAAAGUAAAAUGAAUACAGAAUUAGAACAAACACAGAAAUUAGAUCAAAUGAAACAAACAAAUAUGAUUAAACAAUUGCAACUUGUGCUUGACCAAAAAGAAACAAAGCUUAGAGAACUUGAAAUGCACUUGGACGAAAAUAGAAUUGAUUAUGAAAAAGACGACACGGAAAUACCUUCAACAUUAGUUAAACCCGACGAAUCUCUCACAUUCGUCAACAUAACAAGUCGGCAUACGCCAGUGCAAAAUGUUACUCUAGCGCCCAUGCAAUUAACUGCUUUAAAACAUUCAACAACAGAUCCAGUUCUUAAUCGUCUUGAAAAGAACGGUUUUACAAAUACAUCCAGCAGUCGACCACCAAGUGCCGCCAAUGCCAAACGAACUUCUGAGGAUAACGAUCUCAAAUGUAUAAAUUCUGCUCUCGAAGUUGAACGAAAUCGUCUUGUUGAUUUUAUUCAAACAUUACAAAAACGCCUUGAUAAUGCAAAUUCACAAAUUGUCGAUCGAGAAAAUAAACUCAUCGAGCAACGUAAAGUAAAUGUUCGCCUAGAAAAAGACAUGGACAAAGUCAAACUCGAUUUAAAUAACGUAAAAAAUCGAACAGUGAAAGGACGUGGAACCGCUCCUUCAUUACCCAAAUCAGUAUCGAUGAUGUCGGACAGUCGUGAAACAAUCGAGGAACUCGAAAUGCGUUUAACUCUUAAAGCCGAAGAAAAUGAUGCGCUCAAAAACGCAAUGAAAUCAAUGUUAGACGCCAAAGAAGAAGAUUUAAAAUUAUAUAAUGAAACCAUACAAUCAGUUAAAGAUAUUUUUCUACAAGGAAUUCAACAUUAUAAACCAUUACAAACAACAAGAGGAUCAACAUAG
Rotaria socialis is the source of this 2025-nucleotide messenger RNA. Lineage: Eukaryota; Metazoa; Rotifera; Eurotatoria; Philodinida; Philodinidae. The record is from the annotation of a GenBank genome assembly.